Messenger RNA from Melospiza melodia melodia, 1338 nucleotides. It is a transcript of the gene KCNIP2, whose product is annotated as potassium voltage-gated channel interacting protein 2. The transcript is spliced from 9 exons. Gene Ontology annotation, biological process: regulation of potassium ion transmembrane transport. Bases 64 to 822 code for a protein of 252 amino acids. The record is from RefSeq and is a predicted model, not a curated record. Gene Ontology annotation, molecular function: calcium ion binding; potassium channel regulator activity. Gene Ontology annotation, cellular component: voltage-gated potassium channel complex. Lineage: Eukaryota; Metazoa; Chordata; Aves; Passeriformes; Passerellidae.
UGCCCGCCGGCGCAGCCCGUGCGCCCCGUCGCCGUUCCCCCCGCCGCUCGGCGGGGCGGGAAGAUGCGGAGCAAGGGCAGGAAGGAGAGCCUGUCCGACUCCCGCGACCUGGACGGCUCCUACGACCAGCUGACGGGCAACCCGCCAGUCCAAACUAAAAAAGCGCUGAAGCAGCGAUUCCUCAAACUGCUGCCCUGCUGCCGGCCCAAAUCCAUCCCCUCGCUCAGUGAAAACAGUGUUGAGGAUGAGUUUGAGCUCUCCACCGUCUGCCACCGCCCCGAGGGGCUGGAGCAGCUCCAGGAGCAGACCAAGUUCACCCGCAAAGAGCUGCAGGUCCUGUACCGAGGCUUCAAGAAUGAGUGCCCAAGUGGCAUUGUCAAUGAAGAAAACUUCAAGCAGAUCUAUUCACAGUUCUUCCCUCAAGGAGACUCCAGCACCUACGCCACCUUCCUCUUCAACGCCUUCGACACCGACCACGACGGCUCCGUCAGCUUUGAGGACUUUGUGUCUGGGCUGUCCACCAUCCUGCGGGGCACCAUUGAUGAUCGCCUGAACUGGGCCUUCAACCUCUAUGACCUGAACAAAGAUGGCUGCAUCACCAAAGAGGAAAUGCUGGACAUCAUGAAGUCCAUCUACGACAUGAUGGGCAAAUACACCUACCCGGCCAUGAGGGAGGAAGCACCCCGGGAGCACGUGGAGAACUUCUUCCAGAAAAUGGACCGGAAUAAGGAUGGCGUGGUGACAAUCGAGGAGUUCCUGGAGUCCUGCCAGAAGGAUGAGAACAUCAUGCGAUCCAUGCAGCUCUUCGACAGUGUGAUUUAGCUCCCUGCCUGGACCUGCCUCCAGAUGAGCUCUCCUGACACUGGGCCCAGAACCUUCUUCUCUCUCUUGACUUUUCCUUUGAGACUCCCCUGCUCCGGUUGCACAGACACCUCCAUGGAAAGGGGCCUUCCUUCCCUGGGAUGCAGUCGGUACAGAGAUCUUCCCUUUCCCCUGGCCCAGCUCUGCUUUCCUCGGGGAAUCCCAAGCAGGUGCUCCCAGAUGUUGGAGCAUGGGCAUGGCUGCCACAGGAUGAGAAUUUCACCUGGAUGGACCUCCCUGCACCCAAUCCCGGUGGAAAAGAUGCAUCCUUAGGCUGCAGUAGAGGUUUUCCCCGUGCACACCACCCUGUGCAGCCACACCUCGCCUACCCUGAUCCUCCCCAGCCCCAGGAGCCCCCAGUCCCAGCUCCAGCCCAAAUCUUCCAGCAAUGCUGUCUAGAAACCAAUAAAGUCUUGCAGUGGGCACAGCCAGUGCCUCGGCUUCCUCCCCUGCCCUGGCUGUGCCCUGCUGUGGGAA